AUGAGUUUAGUUAGUGAAUAUUUGAUGAUGCCUCAAGUGAGGGAAGAUUACCAAGAUAUGUAUCAGACAACAGAAUCGAUAUUAAAUGAAAUUCUCCAAGCAAUUUCGAUUUUUCAAGAAGAUACAAACAAAUCUAUUAAUGAAUUAAGCAUAAUUUCACAGAGAUACAAUCUAGAACAACCACACUUAGAUGUUUUGUCAGAUUCCAAGAUAUUUGACUACAUUUCGGAAGGUCUUUAUCAAAUUCCUGAUAAAUUACCUGAUUUUCCAAUAGAAACCGCAUUAUCACUUAUAUCUAGAUUACUCAAGAAAGGAAACUUUCUUGAAAAGAUGUUUUAUAAUGCUCAUUUUUUAGAAAUUUGUAUUUCAUUGCUUUCAUUCAAAGAUAAGAAGAUAACAGAACGCGUUUGUGAGAUGCUACUUGCAUUUAACAGGUUUGACGGUGGAUUACAAAUGAUUAUUCAGUCAGAAAUCACAGAAAACUUAGUUGAAUUUUUAUCUAUCGAUAACUUCACAAUUAAACGCGAUUCUCUUUUCCUUAUCAAAGAUAUUACACCAUUCAUCGAAGAUGAUGAAGCAUUACAACAAAUUGCAGCUCAAAUUUUUAAAUUAGUUUUUAAAGGCCAAGAUUGCAUAAGAAUUUCAGCGAUAAUGACUUUAAAGACAUUAUGCAAGCAAUCCGCAUCUGUUUGCGCAUACCUUGUUCAAUAUCCUUCAUGUAUUUUCUCAAGAUCAAAUACAAUUUUAAAUGUAGCCCCAGAAAACGGCAGAUUCACAGACCAUAUGAUUCAGAUGCUUACUGUUAUUACAAGACAGAUACCUGAUGCCAUUACAAACGAAGUUAUUGAUUCAAUGCCGUUGACAGACUUAAUUCAAGAGUUUUUAGUGCCUAAUUCUCAAAUUGACAAAGAAACUCGUGAAACACAGUCCUUCUUUAUGGAGUUCCUACAGGCUUUACUCGAUUUAAAUAGUCCACACGUGAUGGAUUUGAUGUUUUCAGUUCCUCUUAUAGAGAUUCUUAGUGAUAGCUUGGAUAUAGCACCAAUGAUUUACAAAGAAUCAAUUAUCUCGUUCAUGCACUCUGUAAUUUUGUUAAAUCAUGAACUUGUCAUUCCUAUUCUUCUCAGGAAUUCGAAUUUUGAGGUUCUUUUCGCUGAUAUAAGUUGUUUGAAGGAUGAAACAAUCAUUAAAGUCCUCAAAACUAUUGAUUAUUUGGUAAACCUUAAUAAUGACUACAAAGUCAUGCUUGUGGACAUUAAUUUAGAGGUAGAACUGAAUAAUAUAAUAGAAAACAAGGAUUCCAACAUUGUAGAAUACGCAGAAACAAUUCUUCAAUUGCUUGCUAAUUAA
Trichomonas vaginalis G3 is the source of this 1350-nucleotide messenger RNA. RefSeq names its product armadillo (ARM) repeat-containing protein family. The transcript has a single exon. Bases 1 to 1350 code for a protein of 449 amino acids. NCBI's taxonomy places the organism in Eukaryota, Parabasalia, Trichomonadida, Trichomonadidae. The record is from RefSeq and is a predicted model, not a curated record.